UUUCGUGGUGUGUAAAUCCGCCGGCCGCUGGCCAGUUCUUCACCGUGACUCGACCCGACCGGAUUGUGCCUGGUGUUCUCGAUACUCUCUAAGCUUUCGUUCUAAUCUGUUUGUUACCAUCUACCCAACUUCUCUUUGCCAAGUAUUAUUUUCUUCAUCGAUCCAAGACUGCUAAAUAAUAUUAUUUACUUAUUUUACUCAACAAUUACAACGAGUAAUUUAUUAUUUCUUCUUUGAUAUAAUAUUUAAAUUUUUAAUUGUGACAUGAAAGUUUAAAAUUUUAUCUCUUAUUACUGGUAAAAACGUAUCAUCGUUGAAUAAUGUACUCGCAGCUGGUUCUUUUCGCGCUCAUAUUAGUCAACGGUGCAAGUGUGAUUUCAAGUUACGGGUGUGGGAGAGAAGAUCAUCAGAAAUGUAUCACGUUAGCAGAUCCGUUGCUAAAAGAUCCUCAUCUUAUCUUCCCUGAUAAUAUGGAAGACAUUGAUUUAGUUUGCAGAUCAUGGGCAGGUUUUGUCGACUGCAUAAAGCGAUAUAUCGACCGUUGUUUCUCUAAACAAAGAAGAGAUCAAUUUAAUGCGGCGGUCGAAGCUCCUAUUUCUUCAGUUCAUCAAAUGUGCUCUGUGUCAACCUAUCAAGCUGAGUAUCUUCAACAUGCUAGUUGUUUAAAAGCAACAGUAACAGAGCCACAACAUUGUGGAAACGAAUAUAGUGCCCUGGUGAACGAAGUUUCACGUGGAGAAAUGGCGCGAGCUAAUCUCUGCUGUUUACAUCACCACUUUAGAUCGUGUGUAAUUACUGAGACACGUAAGAGAUGUGACAGAGGCGAUCCUUCAGGUCCAGCUUCAAGAUUUUCACGGCAAAUUCUUGACCGUGCUCUUAGUUUCCUACAAGAACAAUGUCAAAAUUAUAUUCCACACAACAGAGACUGCGUAAAUUCAGUAACUGAUACUACGAUCCCACUGUCAGUUAGUUCCAUCGACGAAAGCUCUAGCAUCUCCAGUAGCCGAGGUGUCAGUCGUCGUCCUUAUCACCGUACAUUAUCUCCUGACAGCUAUUCUGGUCAAGCAAGCACUUUCCACGGAGCAAGUACUAGUGCAAUAAAUGGUCCGACUCCAUACAGGAGCACCGGAAGAUCUCUGAAUGUUCUGCCAAUGAUUUAUCACUUUGUAGAAAAUGAAGAGUUUGACAUUCGCCCUGCACCGACGAUCGUCGCCUCUGAAACUCAGCGGCAGUCGACUACAGAAUCUCCAAUUCCCAGUUCGGAAUCCGCGACACCUAAGAGUACUGCCAGCUCAGCCACAGAGCCUGAAACUAAAUUGACCGAAGAGAAGAAAGAAUCUUCGACGAUUGCCCAUAGUAUUGAAGAACCGGCUGUCGUUGUAACUCAGCGGUCACAAAAUUAUGGAAGAGGUAUUUCUUGGACUACACCUACUCCAAAAGUCACUACGGAAAUUCCAGCAUGGGCUACUAGUUCUUGGGUAACUUCUAAAGAUGAAUCAGUAACUGAAUCAUGGUACCCAGACGCUGGGAGUUUUGGCGGAAACAAUCUCGAUGAACCAAACCAGCAAGGUCUGAGAAAUGGACAAUCUCGAUUAAGAAUGAAUUUAUGUCUAACAGUUAUUUUAAUUUUCGCGAUUUAUUCAAUGUAAAUUAAAUUACUUUAAAUUAAGUAGAUCAUCGAAUCUUGUAUAAAAAUUAGAAAUUUCAAGGGCGAGGCAAUUAAUUAAUUGAAUUAUAAAUAUAAGAAAUAAAUCGUGUUCCAACGAUUUAUCAUCAUUUCCAUUAAUUAAUAAUUAUAAUUAAUUAUUAUAAAAGUUAACUUAAAUUAUCUUUGGAAAUGUAUAUUGUAUAUAAUUAUAAUAAGAUUGUUAUUUUUAAAAAUUACGUAAAAAUAGACAUCGAGCAUUAUUGAGUAAUUAAAUUUUCAGUAUUUUAGAUGUAGAGUACCGCUCGUUCUAGUCCAUUUAAUUACAUAAUUUUAAUUACAUAAAAUAUUAAAAAAAAAAAAAUAACAAAUAUAUUUUUUUUCAUAUACAUCUUUUAUUUUCUUUUUAAUUUUUAUUUUUUUUUCUUCAAGUAUAUUUUUUCCGAAUCGGCUAAUAAUUAUAUACAUUAAAAAUAACGCAGGCUAGCACAGAAGAUAAAUUAUAACAUAAAAAUAAAAAAAACAUACACAAAUAUUUAUCGUUUAAAGAAAAAAAAAAAUUAUUAAUACCGUUCUAUUUUAUUAAUAUCUAUGUACAGUAACUAAUGCUGACUAAUUUGAAAAAAUUGAUUAAUAAAUAAUAAUAAUAAUAAUAUAUAUUUAUAUAUA
Messenger RNA from Cotesia glomerata, 2314 nucleotides. RefSeq lists its product as uncharacterized. The transcript has 9 exons. The coding region runs from base 321 to 1649 and encodes 442 amino acids. The record is from RefSeq and is a predicted model, not a curated record. NCBI's taxonomy places the organism in Eukaryota, Metazoa, Arthropoda, Insecta, Hymenoptera, Braconidae.